CGGCGUGGAUGCCAAAUUGCCCAACGACCAAAACAAUGAACUUAUUAACAACAAAUUUUCACCCAAAGAAAUAAAAAAUAAAUAAUCAUUAAUUCUAUUGACCGGUUGACCCUUCUAUCCCGUGGCGCACCCACGCUCUCCAUAAAUACAUGAGUCUUCACAGUCCAUUUUCACUUCAUCUCUCUCUCUUCUUCUUCGCGAAAAUCACUGAUUGCAAGAACAUGGCUCUGAAGUCCUUCAUCGAAGUUCAACCGGAGUCUCACUUCCCCAUUCAGAAUCUCCCCUACGGAGUAUUCAUGACUGAACCCGAUUUGGUUCGACGGCCUGGUGUGGCUAUCGGCGAGUACGUCUUGGACCUCUCUCAGAUCGCCUCCGCCGGCCUCCUCGACGGCCCUCUCCUCAAGAACUCCGAUUGCUUCAACCAGCCUAAUCUGAACAAGUUUCUGUCUCUGGGACGGCCUGCUUGGAAGGAAGCUCGUGCGACGCUUCAAAAACUGUUAUCUUCUACUGAACCAACCCUGCGUGACAAUGAAGCUUUAAGGUCGAAGUCACUUAUUCCACUGACGAAAGCAGUGAUGGUUCUUCCUGUGGCCAUUCACGACUACACGGACUUCUUUUCGUCUAUGCAUCAUGCAAAAAAUUGCGGAACUAUAUUUCGUGGACCUGAUAACCCGAUUGUUCCCAACUGGUUCCACCUUCCAAUUGCAUAUCAUGGACGUGCAUCAUCUAUUGUCAUCUCAGGGACAGAUAUUGUUCGACCCCGAGGCCAGAGAAAACCAGUCGGAGGCUCUCCACCACAUUUUGGCCCUUCUGCUAAGUUGGAUUUUGAGCUGGAAAUGGCUGCUGUUGUUGGUACUGGAAAUCAGUUGGGAAAGCCUGUAGAUAUAAAUGAAGCAGAGGAUCAUAUUUUUGGCCUGGUUCUAAUGAAUGAUUGGAGUGCUAGAGACAUUCAGGCAUGGGAAUAUAUUCCUCUAGGGCCCUUUCUUGGGAAGAGUUUUGGUACUACAAUAUCCCCAUGGAUUGUUACACUUGAAGCCUUAGAGCCUUUCAAAUGUGAUGCUCCAAAGCAGGACCCACCUCCAUUGCCAUAUCUUUCCGAAAAAACAUCCAAGAACUAUGACAUCUCACUGGAGGUUGGAAUUCGACCUGCUGGCGAACAAGAUGCACAUGUGGUGACAAGAAGUAAUUUUAAGCAUCUGUAUUGGACGCUGACUCAACAGCUUGCACACCAUACUGUGAAUGGCUGCAACUUGCAGCCAGGUGACCUGAUGGGCACUGGCACCAUAAGUGGACCUGAACCAGAAUCUCUUGGGUGCUUGCUGGAGUUAGCAUGGAAUGGGGAAAAACCAUUGGAGUUAUUACAUGGGAUACAUCGUAAAUUUCUGGAAGAUGGAGAUGAAGUCGUUUUUACUGGUCAAUGCAAGGGAGAUGGUUACACUGUUGGCUUUGGGACAUGCGCCGGAAAGAUUGUUCCUUCACCUUCUGAGAACAUUGCUAAUUCAUUACAACAAAUCUUGAAUCUGUAGAUUUUUUCUUCUUCUUCUUGUAAUAAAAUCUGUAUAAGCUUUUGUAGCAAGCGAGAAACAACUUGAUCAUAGUUGAAUGAAUGUUAACUUUUGCCAGUCCCUUCACC
Molecule: messenger RNA, 1633 nt
Organism: Benincasa hispida (wax gourd)
Lineage: Eukaryota; Viridiplantae; Streptophyta; Magnoliopsida; Cucurbitales; Cucurbitaceae
Product: fumarylacetoacetase
Biological process (GO): L-tyrosine catabolic process; L-phenylalanine catabolic process; homogentisate catabolic process
Molecular function (GO): fumarylacetoacetase activity
Source: RefSeq, a predicted model, not a curated record